This is a messenger RNA of Sebastes umbrosus (honeycomb rockfish), 2337 nucleotides long. RefSeq names its product inactive all-trans-retinol 13,14-reductase. The transcript has 11 exons. NCBI's taxonomy places the organism in Eukaryota, Metazoa, Chordata, Actinopteri, Perciformes, Sebastidae. The record is from RefSeq and is a predicted model, not a curated record. Gene Ontology annotation, molecular function: oxidoreductase activity. The coding region runs from base 151 to 1992 and encodes 613 amino acids.
CGUAUGUGUUACAUGUCGAAUGCCCACCCAUCUUCUCCAGACCUUUGGCACUCGUCGCAAUAAAAGGAGCCUCGUGAGGAGACCGGUGUUCAGAUUAAACCUGUCACUGCUGCUCUGAACACUCUCACCUGAAACAGUGACUUCUCCACCAUGUGGCUCUUGAUUUUCUUAGUCUGGUUGGUUAUAUGGGCCGGUGGCACAUACUGGUACCUGUUUGGGAAGCCGAGCCCGUUCUCCCUGGAGUCAGUGAGACCGCCUGGACCUCGAGAGUUUGAUCAGAAGAAGCGGGACAAAGUUAUCAAGCAAGGAUUCAACCUUGACAAAGUGCCCGAAAACCUGGAUGUCAUUGUCAUCGGGAGCGGUAUCGGUGGGCUGACAGCCGCAGCCACACUGGCCAAAGCAGGGAGGAGAGUCCUGUUGCUGGAACAACACGACCAGGCGGGAGGCUGCUGCCACACCUACAUAGAGAAAGGCUUCGAGUUUGAUGUUGGGCUUCACUACAUUGGUCAGGUCCACGAGAACAGUCUGCUGCGCAUCGCCUUCGACCAGAUCUCUGAGGGCCAGUUGGAGUUCCAGGAACUAAAUCAACACUUUGACACCAUCCAGAUUGGCCUGGGCGACCAGAAACGAGAGUACACCAUCUUCUCCGGUAAAACUGAGAUGAAAGCCCACCUGAUGAAGCAAUUCCCUGAUGACACAGAGGCCAUCGAGACAUUCUUCAAAAUCAUGAAGAUCUCAGCGAAGAAGACUCACUACCUGGCAACUCUAAAGCUGAUCCCACAGUGGGUGUCUUUAUUGCUGCUGAAGUCAGGCAUCGGAAACCUCGUCACCCCGGUCUUCCGCCUCACUGGCACAUGUGCAACAGACUUUGUGAACACCCUGACCAGCAACAAGGACCUCCACGUCAUCUUCUCUUAUCUUUUCUACGGCGUGCCUCCAAAGGACUCCAGUGUUCUGAUCAAUGCCCUCCUGAUUCAUCACUACAAACGAGGUGCCUACUACCCUAAAGGUGGUGCCAGUGAGAUCGCCUUCCACAUCAUCCGCACCAUUCAGAAAUACGGAGGAAACUGCCUGGUCAGAGCUCCAGUCACCCAGAUCCUGGUUAAUGAUAAGGGAGCAGCUUAUGGUGUGAAAGUGAGGAAAGGUCAGGAGGAAGUGGAGGUUCAUGCACCUGUGGUUGUUUCAAACUGUGGCAUCUUCACCACCUUCCAGAAACUUCUUCCCCCUGAGAUUCGUGUCAAGACAGAUAUCCAGGAGAGACUGAACAUGAUGAAACAUGGCAGAGGAUCGUUCUUGGUCUUCUCUGGCUUUGAUGGAACUGAAGAAGAGUUGGGUCUCCAGUCCACCAACUUCUGGCUGUUCAAGAACAACGAUAUGGACAAGUCGAUGGAGGACUUCUUUGCAUUGAGCAAAGAAGAAGCACCGGAUAAUAUUCCCAUGAUGUUCAUCACAAUGCCAUCUUCCAAAGACCCAGAAGCCAAAAUAAGACAUCCUGGAAAAUCUUGCAUGACCAUACUGACGAUGGUGAAGUAUGAAUGGUUUGAGGAAUGGACGGACACUACGGUGCGCAAAAGGGGCGACGAAUACUACAACUACAAAAUGAGAUUUGCUAAGAACCUCUUCGACUGGGCCUGUACUUUGUUCCCUAAAAUCAAAGACAAGUUGGUUUUCCAGGACGUGGCGACCCCGCUGACCAACAUACACUAUCUGGGUGCCCAGCGCGGAGCCAUGUACUCCGCAGAGCACAACCUGGAGCGUUUCCAUGCCGAGGCUGUGGCGAGGAACAGGUGCAACACCCCCGUCAAAAACCUCUACAUCUCAGGUCAAGACGUAUUCAGCUGUGGGAUAGCAGGCGCUCUGCAUGGAGGACUCCUCUGCGCCUCUGCAGUGUUGGAUCACAUCGUCUACAUUGACUUGCUCCUCCUCAAGAAGAAGCUGAAGAAGAGGAAAGCCAGAGAGUUGGCCCAGCUGGCUAAGAAGAAACUGCAGUGAGAGCGCUCUCUACUUCUCCUGCAGGACGAUAGUGAAACUGCACAGAUGCACAAAUGCACAGAUGCUAAAGGACCUUUGAUUGUUGUGGGAAGCUUAAAGGAACAAACCAGCACCCAAUCCCAGAUCUAUUCUAUAUAACAAUAUCAUAAAGUCUACGUAUACUAAUGCCAAUCCAGAAUAAUAAUAUGUUCCUGGUAGACCAUUUAGUCUUGUGAUAUAUGCCAACAUACCAGCAUGAUAAAAUACACAGCUGGUUCUAUUUCUCGGUGAGAAAUAUUCAAACGUAUUCAAAGCUUCGCGGCGCGUUGCGGUGCAUCACAUCGCAUGUUCUUCUGUCUGUCUGUC